AUGGUUAGAACUCACUUAAUGGGGCCACUGUCAUGGGGCCGGGUCAAACGGCCGACUAUAAUGGGAACUGGAGUCCUUUAUCUGCUGCUGCUAUCAACCUGUCUCGGCCAAGACACAGAAGACUGGCAAUAUGAGGAAUGUAAACUGUCUCGGUCGGGUCCGCCUGCCACCAUCGUUGCCAUAGACGAAGAGAGCCCCAACGGAACGUUGUUGGUGGAGAACAUGCAGAUAAAUGGCGUGGCAGAGGGUCCGGAUCGUACCAUCUCUCUUUCUCUAAGGGAUAACCACGACUACUGGGUGAUUCUCGACCCUUCCAAACAAGCCCUUUACCUCAACAGCACUGGAAGGGUUCUGGAUAGAGAUCCCCCCUCAUAUAUUCAGUCCAUUGUGGUUCAGGUUCAGUGCACCAACGAGCUGAUAGGCACAGUGAUUUUACACGAGGUCCGCAUCGUUGUUCGAGACCGCAACGACAACGCGCCACAUUUCCAGCAGCCAAGAUACUACGUCGCCGUCAGUGAGCUGACACCAGUGGGAACCACUAUCUUCUCUGGUUUUUACGGGAACAAUGGGGCAACAGACAUCGAUGACGGUCCUAACGGACAGAUAGAGUAUACGAUCCAGUACAACCCAAAAGACCCGACAGCCAACAGAACCUUUGACAUCCCCCUGACGCUGUUUGGCUCUGUCGUACUAAGAGAAAGGCUGAACUAUGAAGAGAUAACACGGUACCUGGUCAUCAUACAGGCUAACGAUCGAGCCCCCUACCCUAGUGAACGCCGUACAGCCACGACCACUCUGACUGUGGAUGUAUUGGAUGGUGAUGACCUGGGUCCCAUGUUUCUACCAUGUACGCUUGUUGGAAACACCCGUGACUGUAGUCCCAUCACGUAUAAGGCUAAUGUACUGGAGCUCACAGAGCCAAAUAAGGUGAAUCCCCUCAAUGUGACUCCACCCAUACAAGCUGUGGACCAAGACAGAAACAUACAACCUCCCUCUGACAGACCAGGAAUCCUAUACUCGAUCCUCAUUGGCAAACCAGAGUCCUAUGCAGAAUAUUUCAGGUUAAACAGAACAACAGCGGAGCUCCUGCUACUAAAGCCCAUCGACAGAGAACUCUACCACAGAUUUGAUCUGGUUAUCAAGGCAGAACAAAACAAUGGUCACCCCCUGCCAGCUUUUGCCAACCUCCAAAUCGAAGUUUUGGAUGAAAACAACCAGGCACCCUACUUCCUGGAGACCAGUUACCGUGGCUAUGUUAGUGAAGCAUCACCAGUGGGAACCACCAUAGCGACCAACAUCAGCCUGUCUGCACCGCUGGCCAUCAUAGCUCUGGAUAACGAUGUGGAGGAGACCAGAGAUCCUCAGCUCCAGUUCUCAUUGGACAGCUAUUCUAAUGUUUUCUCUGUGUCUGCAACUGGAAUCAGAAGAUAUCUCACCCUGGUGCAGCCACUGGACAGAGAGACACAAGAGUCCUAUACAUUCACGCUUUUAGCAUCAGAUGGUGUCCAGCAGAGCGUUCCAGUUACAGUGACAAUAACCGUGUUGGACGCUAACGACAACACUCCAACUUUUGCUAAUGUCUCUUAUAAUGUCAACCUGUUUACUGAUAUUAUGCCUGGAGAAACUGUGUUACAGCUGUCAGCAGUAGAUUCUGAUGCAGGUCCCAACGGUCAGGUCACCUAUCGGAUCUUAGCUGGUGCCCAGGGACACUUUCUUAUUGGAAACAGCACUGGGGUCAUUACUGUGGCACCAGGUGUUGAGCUCACUGUGGGACGGAGCUACGCUUUGACUGUAGAAGCCAUGGACAAUGGGCAUGUGCCUCAUAGAAGGUCAUCCAUUACCACCGUCUAUAUUGAAGUUUUGCCCCCAAACAACCAGAGCCCUCCCCGUUUCCCCCUGCAACAGUACAACUUGGAGAUCAGCGAAGCAAUGAGGACUGGAGCUACACUUCUUAAUCUGCAGGCAGUAGAUCGGGAGAGAGACCCCAUCACUUACAAAAUCCAGAGCGGAGACGCCUAUGGACAUUUUGCACUACAGCAGAAUUCAGGGUAUUUGGUUCUGGACAAGCCUCUGGACAGAGAGUCUCUGGAUUACUAUACCCUGGUGGUCACAGCCUCAGACGGACAGCCAGAUGGGACCUCCACUGCGACGGUGAACAUUGUGGUGACAGAUGUUAAUGACAAUGACCCGCUGUUCGAUUCUUCGCUGCCAGUGAACCUUACUGUCACCGAAGAGCAGGAUCAUGCCUACGUCGGACAAGUCAAGGCUACAGAUCCAGAUCUGGGAGCAAGUGGUCAGGUCCAUUAUCGACUCGUCAACCACCAGAAGCUCUUUUCCAUCAACGCUACUGGAGCAAUUAUAACCACUGUGCCGUUGGACAGAGAGGUGAAAGGUCACUACUACCUGAUUGUUGAAGCCUGGGAUGGUGCAGUGGACCCUCGGCGAUCCAGAUUAACGCUGUCUGUCACUGUUCUGGAUGUAGACGACAACAGCCCGAUAUUCACCCAACAAACCUAUAAUGUCAACUUACCAGAGAACAGCCCCAAAGACUCAGUCAUAUUACAAUUAAAGGCGAUAGACGCUGACCUCGGCUCCAACCUCACAUAUCGAAUCAGAACCGAAGGCUCGGACCAGGGAAUUGUUCAGCUAUUCCACAUCAACCCAGUAACGGGAGAGCUUUCAGUUCUUCAGGUCCUGGACUACGAGGCGCUGACUGACUCAGAACCCACUUACACAUUCACUGUCGAGGCCUUGGACAGAGAGGGGACAAUGCCUCCUGGACUAGCCUCUGUCACUGUCAGAAUAAUGGACAUGAAUGACUUCUCUCCGGUAUUCAGCCAGCCAGUGUACCGGGGCAUGGUUGCCCCUAAUGCUGUCAAGGGAACCAUCGUAACUACAGUGAUGGCCAAUGACUCUGACCCUGCGGGUACCCCAGCAGGUCUAGUGCGCUAUAAAGUGGACCAGGAAGCGUAUCCAUACUCUGCCAGUAUAUUUGAUGUAGAGGAACAGACGGGACAUGUGGUUACCAGAGUAAACCUUAAUGAGGAGCCCAACCUCAAGUUCAGUCUGGUGGUGGUGGCCUAUGAUGAUGGUGAGCCUGUAAAGGAGAACACAACUCUAGUAGAGAUCACAGUCCUUCAGCCCUCUGUCAUUCCGGUGUUCACCCAGGAAGAAUACAGGUUUCCACCAGUGAGCGAGGAGGCUGGUGUUGGAACCCUAGUGGGAGUCAUCAUGGCAGCUGCUGUCAAUCAAACUAUCGUGUACUCCAUCAUCGAAGGCAACGAGGGAGGGGUUUUUGCAUUAAACGAAACAACGGGUGUGAUUUCCACAGCCAAGCCUCUGGACUACGAGGCCAAUUCCAGCUACAUUCUGAAGGUGGAAGCGGACUCCAUGGGAGUGGUGUCCUCCAACCUCCGAGCUCCCUCCAAGACUAACACAGCGAAGGUGGUGAUUGACAUUCGGGAUGAGAACGACCACCCACCGAUUUUCACCAGACCUCUGUACGUCGGAGGGGUCGCGGAAGAUGCCAAAACCUUCACGUCGGUCUUGCAAGUACAGGCUCUGGACAAAGACACUGGUAACUACAGUUCAAUGAUGUACCGGCUGAUCAUACCCCCUCAGGCCGGCAAAGACACAAAGGACAGCAAAGACGGCUUUGUCAUCGAACCAUACAGUGGUGUGGUGAAGACGGCAAUCAUGUACCGCAACAUGAGGAGGUCGUAUUUUAAGUUUGAGGUGGUUGCUACGGACAACUAUGGUCAAGGACACAGCAGCAAGGCGGAGAUAGUGGUGUCAGUCGUGAACCAGCUGGACAUGCAGGUGGUUGUAUCAAAUGUCCCUCCAACUUAUGUAGAGAAAAACAAAGACAAGCUGCUCAGUAUUUUGGAGCACUACGUCCAGGAUCAGAUACCGGGAGCAAAGGUUGUCGUGGAAACCAUUGGGCCCCAUCGUCAUGGUGAUGGAAUGCAGCAGGAAGACUACACCAAGUCGGACCUCAUGAUUUACGCCAUCGACCCUCUGACAAACAGAGCCGUAUCUAGACAGGAGCUCUAUAAGUUUCUCGAUGGUAAACUCCUGGACAUCAACAAAGAGUUUCAGCCCUUCCUCCCUCCUGGUGGACGGAUUCUGGAGAUCCGAACCCCCGAAGUGGUGACCAGCGUAAAGAAAGCUGUGCAGACUGUAGGCUACACAGAGGGGGCGCUGUUGGCCCUGGCGGUCAUUAUCAUCAUCUGUUGUGUCCCUGCCAUACUGAUCGUCAUUAUCACCUACAGACAAUUCAAAGAACGCCAAGCAGAGUGUGCCAAAACAGCCCGUAUCCAGAUGGCACUACCAACAGGCAAACCUGGCGGAGGCACUGCCAACAACCUGUAUGAAGAGCUGGGUGACAACGCCAUACAAAACCGGUCAAACCACAGUGGUGGUGGGAAUGGCGGCAGUUUGGAUGAAAGCGACCGCCAACGUCUGAUCUCAGAUUUUGCCUCCCGUGCGAUAGCUGCCCAUCGUCAAUGUGUUGCAAACGGAGGGGUGCUCAACAACCUGCCCAAGUCUGAGUCCAACAUAACCUUUCUCUCUGAUGAAAAUCCCCUGACUAUCAAAAAUCCCAUCUACCAUGAGGAUGGGACUUUGAGUAGUCCAGAGACUCUUGGAAGAAGCCAGAGAAGAAGAGACCUGCUUGGGAAUUUCUCCCCUUCCAGGAAAGGCCUUCGAGAGGCCUGGAUGAGGCUCAGCUCCCCUGGAGGUGACGUUGGGUUCGGUGGGUACAGUGGCAGUGACAGUGGAUGGGGAUCUGGGGGCGGACACAGCUGGACUCUCCCAUCAAGACUACAUCGAAGAGAGAUGUAUGACGCUUUGAGACGCCAAGUGGUUAUGGAUCCUGUGCAGUGGGAGCUAGAGCUUCUUAAGGCAGAAUUCAAGGAGAGUAAAGAUGCCGGUCUGGAUUCAGGAUUUGACCGUGGGUUGGAUUCAGACCUGAUGGGGAGCCCAAGUCUGGAACCUAAGCUGACAGUCAAAGAGCAAGCCAGACAGUUUGAGCAACAGGCGCUCCAAGAAAUGAGACAAAGGCAAAACAGGGAUUCGCGAGGAUCUUUGUCACCUGAUCUUCUACUUUCUGUUUUCCCGGAGUCUCCCCAACAUCACAAGCACAGCCCUACCCAUAACGUUCCAAUUGCUCAGACUAAAGAGGGUCCCCCGAGUAUCAUCGUCACCCAAAGUGACGGAGGAACCCCUCCACCAAGUCACAAGCCAACUCCUCCUGUGCUGCGGCGCUUUGGAGCAAAUUUAACAGGAAAUCAAAGCGCAGAUGACAGACUUCAGGUCCAUUUAGAGGUUAUCCCUGAUCCCCCUUCAACUCCUCCACCACCACCACCACCUCUAUCCCCACCACCUCCACCGCCUCCCACGUCUCCUCCUCCACACCAUCCUUCUUCCCCUCCUCCUCUCCCUCCUUCUUCAUCUCACUCCAACCACACAGAAAAGCAGGCUCCUCCUCCUCCUCCCCCACCACCCCCACCUCCACCUCUCCCCCCUCCUUUGUCACCCUCACUUCUGCAUCCGUCCACCUUUGUCCUCCCAUCACUUGCUGAGGCACCAGCUCUGCGGCCUGUAUCCCUCAGACCGCCACCUCCGCCCCUCCCCGUGGAGCCUGAACCUCCCAGAAAAGAGUUGAAGGGAAUCUUAAAGAACAUCCAAAACAUUGCGGAUAUUGAGAAGUCUGUUGCCAACAUGUUCAGUCAGAUAGAUCAGAAACAGAUCCCGCUCAAAAAGGUCAUGAAGAGCCGCGCCUCCAUGGAUUCUCUUGAUUCUCUCGACUCCUUGGAUGCAUUAGCAGCCGGAGGAGGAGGGGAGGGAGAUGAGGGAGGUAGAGAAGGAGGUGGAGGAGGAGAUGAUCCUCCACCUCCACAAAUUCAACCCAACCCAAACAUGAACUCCAUCGUGGAAGAACUUGAGAAACGAUUCCCCUCUCAGUCAACAAUGCUCUAG
Messenger RNA from Toxotes jaculatrix (banded archerfish), 5979 nucleotides. RefSeq names its product protocadherin-15-like. Gene Ontology annotation, biological process: homophilic cell-cell adhesion; sensory perception of sound; inner ear development. The transcript has 36 exons. Bases 1 to 5979 code for a protein of 1992 amino acids. NCBI's taxonomy places the organism in Eukaryota, Metazoa, Chordata, Actinopteri, Toxotidae. The record is from RefSeq and is a predicted model, not a curated record. Gene Ontology annotation, molecular function: cadherin binding; calcium ion binding. Gene Ontology annotation, cellular component: catenin complex; plasma membrane; stereocilium.